Messenger RNA from Dentiscutata heterogama, 257 nucleotides. The record is from the annotation of a GenBank genome assembly. NCBI's taxonomy places the organism in Eukaryota, Fungi, Glomeromycota, Glomeromycetes, Diversisporales, Gigasporaceae.
AUGGUACCUGAUAAAAUUGCAGGUUCCAUGGUAUUGGUGUAUCAAAAAGAGAAUAUGCAUACAGGCAGGCAUACAUGGUACCUGAAUGAAAUUACAGAUUUCAUAGUAUUGAUAUCAAAAAGAGAAUAUACAUAUAGACAUACAUUGUACCUGAAUGAAAUUAUCAGGAUCGUGAGAAUUUUUUUACUUUUGUACAGAAAAUUGGCAUUUAUUCAUGCAGUUUGGGAUAGCACAAAACCAAAGUUGACAAAUAGAAG